AUGGCUCCUGAAAUCGGCAAGCCUGUGUUUCCAUCCACACCCACAUCCCCAGAAUUAUCUCCAGACACAAGAGACUCUCCCACGCCGUCAAAACCCUCCCUCUACCACCACAGCCUCGUGACCUCCGACUUUGACGCCCUGCGCUUCCACGCCGCCGCCGCCCUGCAACUCCAGUAUCCCUCCACAUCCACCUCCACCACCCCCAUCCAACAAUCCCUCCCCUCGAGCACACACCUCAUCGCCUCGCCCUACAACUCCCCCCCUCACCUCCUCGACCUCACCACCCUCGACACCCCCAACCGCCUCCUCGCCCUCGCCCUCUCCAUCCUGAAACCCGUGCGCGACGACUACGCCACCGCCCCCUACGCCGACGCCCUGAACUGGCCCGCCGUGUUCUCGUUCCUGCGCGACCUCGCCGCCCACGAGGGGUUCCACUGGCCGAAAUCGCACUUCUACGUCGUGGUCUUUCGGUCGCGUCUCCAGGACGGCAUCGAUCAUCAAAGAUUGCAUGAUCUGGACGCCUACUCGCAUCAGGAAGCGACUGUUUCCGGGGGGCUGUUGAAGUACUGGUUCGGGGCGAAGAAUGAGCGCAGGGAGAAUUUGGCGACUUGCCUCUGGCGUACGCGACAAGAUGCGAGAGCCGGUGGCACCGGGCCCUGGCAUAAGAAGGCCCGCGGGGCGGCGCGGGACAUGUAUGAGCAGAUCACGUUUACGACGCUGAAGUUGGAGGUCGGGGAGGGGGUGACGUCGUGGGGGUUUGGGGAUUGGACGGAGGAGGAUGAAUAG
Molecule: messenger RNA, 786 nt
Organism: Aspergillus steynii IBT 23096
Lineage: Eukaryota; Fungi; Ascomycota; Eurotiomycetes; Eurotiales; Aspergillaceae
Exons: 2
Coding region: 1-786 (261 amino acids)
Source: RefSeq, a predicted model, not a curated record